Anneissia japonica is the source of this 5380-nucleotide messenger RNA. Its product is annotated as trace amine-associated receptor 13c-like. Gene Ontology annotation, cellular component: membrane. The coding region runs from base 4055 to 4933 and encodes 292 amino acids. Gene Ontology annotation, molecular function: trace-amine receptor activity. NCBI's taxonomy places the organism in Eukaryota, Metazoa, Echinodermata, Crinoidea, Comatulida, Comatulidae. Gene Ontology annotation, biological process: G protein-coupled receptor signaling pathway. The transcript has a single exon. The record is from RefSeq and is a predicted model, not a curated record.
AAUAGUCGUUGUUUUGUCAAAUUUAAAAUCUAAAAGACAACGCCUUAAUCUUCCCAGCUAACGAUAUCACGUUCUAAGAACGUUGUAAUAACGUUACAGUUUGGUGAUAAAAACGUUAUUUUGUAGAACCAUAUUUACGUACUUAUAACCUUAUUUCACAACCAUACAACGUUUGAAGGAACGUUCUUACAACGUUGUGUGAACGUUAUUUUGUGACAUACCUAACCACUACGUUCGCAAACAAUAUAAGAACGUUUUGUGUUUGCUGGGCUGAAUCUAUUCUCCCAUCUUUUAAACUUCAAUUCUCACUCUUCUGGCAAUGUUAAAUGUGGUAAUUCCAGAUGCUAAGUCUGCAAUUUCAUAUGCACCUCUGAUCCAUCCACUCAUGUGUUAAUAUAUUUAAUAAUUCUAGUUAAAUUCUGCAUCUAUGAAUCCAGAUGUGGUUCCGUCAGACCAUGAAGUAACGGUUUAAAUGAAAUACAAUUGGCGAGCAGAAGAAUAUUUUAAGUACAGUAAUUAAUAGCAGAAUAAGCUAAUAUAAUGAUGAGAGGCAACUAGCAAAACCAUUGAGCUUACAGAAUAAACUUUGUAAAUUGUUUGCUUUAUAUUUAAUUCAUGGACUAUUUGUUAGAACAUGUUUUUUUUUAUGAAAAUGUUAUCCAUGUAAAAUAUGUUUGUAAAUAAAUAAAUAUACCAUUUUCGGGAAAUUUGAAAUACACAUUUUUAUCAGGAAUUUUCCGUAUGUAUCCCGCAUAGAUUGUACAGUAUAAGUUUGUAACAUCAUUACAUGAUUGCAAUUUAUGUAAAACAAAUUGAAUAAUGAAUGAAUAGAAGAAAAAAAAAACGUUUGUGACUAAUUUUAUUGUAAUUUGUUAAUAAAGUAAAUUGAACGUUCUUUAUUAGAUAAUGGCUAUUCCAUCAUAUAGAUUCAACAGUGUCUACUAUGCAUAUGUUAUGACGAAUAAUCAAUAAUGCUAACAGCAAUUGUGAAAUUAUAAUAUAAAUAAUAGGCCUAAAUAAAGAGAACGGUCAAAUAGAUGAUCGUGUUUACAAUUUAUUUGAUUUGACAGCUCAGCUCGGGUGAUGAAGGGAAAAUGCAAGAGUUGCUCUCAUCAGCAAUCGCUGGUUUUUUUUCCCGGAAGUAUUAUAUUAAAAUACCCAAUGAUUGCAUAGCAGUUAUAAUAUAAUAUAUAUAAUAAAAAGGCAAAUAUAAUAUAUUAUAAUAAAAAGGCAAAAAAUACGAACUUUCAAGAAAAUAGAUCUGCCCUUAUUGAACCUACCUAACCCGUUGGUACUGAUGAAUGCUGCAACCAGAACAUGGAAGGGAACAUAGAGAACAAUACAGACUUCAUUACGUGUUGUGUGUUUCCUAAAAUGUUGUCAAUUCCUUUCGGAUUUAUAACACUUUUUAUUAUUAUAGGAAAUGUAUUUGUAAUUGUUUCUGUCAUUAGAAUCCGGUCAUUGCGUCAACCGUGUUACCUAAUUCUUGCUAGCAUGGCGUUGGUGGAUGUAUUAACAGGGAUUAUUGGCAUCGUAGUUGUACUCCGUCUUGCUCUUCAUGGACGGUUUUUGUACCUUGUAGAAACAGUAGAAUGGAUUCUUCAAAAAUGAUGGCAUGGUCUAUAGUCCGUCUUUAUUUCAUCAUAUAUAUUUAGUUGGAGAGAGAGAUUUUGCUAUCAUGCAUCCAUAUAUGUAUAUUGUGAAAGUACACAAUAGAUCGGUAGUGAUAUUUCUAGUAGUUACGUGGAUCAUAGGACUGCCCUGGUUCGCUAUAAUCCUCUCACCAUUGUACAGCGAGAAUGCUUAUAACUAGUUUAAUCUCAUAACCAAGAUAGCUCUUAUAAUUCCAACGUACGCCUGCCAUCUGCGUAUAUAUUGCGAAGCGAAAAGAAAAGCUCGUCUGGUUGUGUCAUCUUCAACCAGUCAGGCAGUACAGCCCAAGAGAAGCGACUUCAAAGCAGCGCGGGUAACUACAAUAAUACUUGGUCAGUUAUAACAAAAAGAUUACAAAAAGUUAUAUAAAAAAUAGUUAGUAGUGACCAAAAAGGAUACAUUGAAGGCCGUUUUGGCGGCGAAAAUAAGAAAUUAAAAAAAUCAUUCUUUUGAGAGAGCAUUAGUAAUCCAAGUCUUUAUUACAAACGUGUAAAUGACGAUAGAUGAAUCACAAGUUAGGAGAGGUGUAAAAGUAAUAUUAGUAUUGAAAAGAGUGGAUGGAUCAGAGGUGCAUAUAAAAUUGCAGACUUAGCAUCUGGAAAAUUGAAUCUUUAAAAACAUACUAGAUACAUGGCAAAAAUGAAAUUUUCUUGGAAAAAUUUUAAUUCCAAAAACACCUGGAUUGUCUAAAUUAAUGUACAAUGCAAGUAUUAUUGAAACACCUGAAAGAGUCAGCAAAGAAGUUGAUCGCAUUGUUUUUGACUUCAUACGAGAGAAAAAAAAAAGGAAAAAAUAAAAAGAUUAACUCUCAUUAAUUCUUAUGAGUGCGGUGGUAUUAGGGCCUCUGAUUUUAAAUCCCAAGUGCUUUCCUUUAAAUUAUCUUGGGUAAAACGUUUGUAUAAUGAUGAAGUAGCAAAUUGGAAACGCUUGCCAAUGAUGUACUUUAAUAAGCUUGCCCCAAGAAAUAUAAUUGAAAAUAUAUCGCAUAUGAAUUGGAAUCAAAAACCCUGCAAACAAAUACACGGUUUUUACUUGUCAUUACUUCAUGCAUUAGCCCAAUGUAACGAAAGUUUAAUGAAACAUCCAACAUGCUAUGAGGACAUUAUGGAGCAACAAAUUUGGGGAAGCAAAUUAAUAAUUUAUAAUGGAUUUUCUCUCUUAUAUAGAAACUGGAUUAGAUCCGGUAUUCGCAAAAUGAAAGAUACUGUUAUUGGUUACGACUUCAUUAAUUCAAAUAAGCUAUUAUUAUUGUUAAAUAAUAAAUCAAAUUAGAUAUCAGAAUUUUCUAAUUUAAUGAUGGCAAUUCCACAGGACUGGAAAAAUAUUAUAUUCUCAAAAAAUGAAAAUGUAAAACAUAAUAAUACACAACAAGUAGUAAACAAUUGCUGCAAUAUGAACUGUAAACAAAUUUAUAAUUGUUUUGUAUCAAAAAAAAAUGUUUAGAACCUACAAAUUCUCAAAGUGGCAUAACUUUCUUAAUACAGAAUUUGACCGGUAACUUACCUGGUCAUGGAAAGUGAAAUCUAUCAAAGAAAACAAGCUCAAACAGAUAAACUAUAAAAUAUUGCACUGUAUUGUUCCUACCAGGAAAAGGUUACAUAGAUGGAAAAUUAUCGAGGAUAAUACAUGUCCAAAGUGCAAUGUUGUUGAAGAUGACGACAUUUUUUUUAUUGUACAGAAUCACAUGACCUGUUGAAUAUUAUUAAUCAUUUUAGCCUUAUUAAUUAUGGUAUUGAAGCAAAUUUUAAAAGUUUUGUGCUUGGUACAGGAAACGUUUAUAUAGACCAUCUGUUUUCAUUAGGAACGUUUAUAUAGACCAUCUGUUUUCAUUAGGAACGUUUUGCAUUUACAAAGCAAACGUCCUAAAACAUCUGAACAAAUGGUGUUACAACUUUUUAUGAUGGAAAAACAUAUUCGAAAAUAUUUUGAAUAACUUUUAUCUGAACAACUCAUUUUAAAAACGUAUGCCAAAAAUUUCUCCAGUAUAUUACAUUGCCAUAUUGCAUUAUAGAUGAUUGUGUAACCACAACGUUGCUUAUAAAAAAUGUUUUGUCUUUGUGAUGAAUAAAGGUGGGAUGACCCCACAAAAGAAAAAAAAAAUAGGUUUGUUACGUUGAUUGAUGCAAUUGGAGCUGACAGCAAUUGCGACGUCGUGAAAUAAAAGAUAAAGAGAACAGUCAAAUAGAGAUGAUUUAAAAUAACAACUGGAUUGUGUUGACUUAUUUAUUUGACAGUUCAUCUCUGGUGAUCAUGGGAAAUGCAAGAGUUGCUCUCGCGAACGCUCGCUGUUUUAUGAUGAAACAAGAUUAAAGUAAAAAGGCAAACCAAAACGAACUAUCAAGAAAAUAGAGCUGCCCUUCUUGGACUUAUUUAACGCGUUGAUACUGAUGAAUGCUGCAACAUGGAAGGGAACAUAGAGAACAAUACAGACUUCACUUCGAUUUGUGUGUUUCCUAAAACUUUGUCAUUUCCUUUUGGAUUUGUAACACUUUGUAUUAUGAUAGGAAAUGUAUUCGUAAUUGUUUCUGUCAUUAGAAUCCGGUCAUUGCGUCAACCGUGUUAUCUAAUUCUUGCUAGCAUGGCGUUGGUGGAUGUAUUAACAGGGAUUAUUGGCAUCGUAGUUGUACUCCGUCUUGCUCUUCACGGACGCUUUUUGUACCUUGGAGAAACAGUAGGAUGGAUUCUUCAGAAAAUGAUGGUAUGGUCUAUAAGUUUGUCCUUUUUUCAUCAUCUAUAUUUAGUUGCAGAGAGAUAUUUUGCUAUCAUGCAUCCAUAUAUGUACAUUGUGAAAGUACACACUCGAUCGGUAGUAAUGUUUCUAAUUGUUACGUGGACCAUUGGACUACUCUAUUUCGCUAUAAUCAUCUCGCCAUUGUACAAUGAGGAUAUGUAUAACGAAUCCAAUUUCAUUUUCAAGAUAAGUAUUAUAAUUCCAACGUACGCCUGUCAUCUGCGUAUAUAUUGCGAAGCGAAAAGAAAAGCUCGUCAGGUGGUGUCAUCUUCAACCAGUCAGGCAGUACAACCCAAGAGAAGCGACUUCAAAGCAGCGCGGGUAACUACAAUAAUACUUGGUGGUUUUAGUAUCUGCAUACUGCCUUCAUUAUUUCACAACAUUGCUUUUCUAACCCAAGGCGAAAAAACUCGAUGCACACUCUCAUAUUUUCUUUCUUUUUUGUCGAUAUACAUUGAUUCUAUGUUAAAUCCAGUUGUGUAUGGUAUUUGUAACAAGACAUUUCGUGAUUCUUAUAAAAAUAUGUUUCAUAAAAUAAUAUGUAAAUAGAAUUGGCCAGAAGAGCUAAUUCAUUGUUGUGUUGAUAAGAUUUUAGAAUUUAUCAUUGAGCUGCACACUCAGGCAUGGACAUGUUUUGAUGUAUUUGUAAAGUUUAAAAGAAGAAAACACUGCACCUCAUAGAAUUUCUAAUUAAAUAUGAAUGGUGUUUGAUGGACAUGAGUAUGACACACGAAAUGCUGAUUCACUACCUCUAAAAGUAGAUUUCAAAAUAACCAAGACUUCACUUAUAUAUAUGCUUGUGCAAUGUAUAGAUUACACUGCUGAAUAUUAAAAAUAUCUUCUAAUUAUUUAAAUUUUAAAUUAAACUAUAAAAAUAGAAUUUAUAAUUAAUACAAUAUAAAUUAUGCUACCACUUUUAAAUACUCAUAAUUAUAACUCUUACACUUGCAUAUAAUUUUAUUAAUGUUUUGACUCAGCUGUUUCAAUUCUUAAUGA